AUGAUCUGAUUACAAGAGAUCAAGAUGCUGCAAACUCUUCACCAAUCCCUGACCCAAAGCAUCCCAGAGUCAAUGAAGGUAUAUGGCUCCAUUUUUAACAUCAUUCGUGGAAAUCCUUUCAACCUGGAGGUGCUGGUGGACUCCUGGCCAAACUAUCAGACUGUCAUUACCUGGCCUCAGAAGCAGGAAAUGAUGGAUGACAAAGAUUAUUACAUAAACUCUUACCACAUCGAGAAGUUGCCAGAAAUCCUAGGAUAUAAUAAUGUCAUCAACUGGAAACAAAGCCUCACAAUCCAAGGUAGCCAAAAUGGGUUAAAUGAAAAGAUAAGAGAUGCUGUGGCUUCCAAAGCAAUACAGGUGGAUUACUCCAAGAGGUUUCUCUACUUACCAAAUAAUGCUAUGAAAUCUAAUACCUCCAAGGCAAGCAAGCCUGAAGGAUCCACUGUGGAAAAUGUGAAAUUCAGAAGCACAAAUGACAACUUUAAACUUUGCCUAUUGGAUAUUUCCCAUGCUGAACUUGUGAAUAACAACUGGAAAUUUGGGCAGAAUGAGAGAAGUCUGAGAUUUAUCCAACGCUGUCUCCAAAACUUCCCUGGAUUCUGUCUAGUAGAUCCAGAAGGGAAGCCCAUCACUUGGAUUUUGAUGGAACAAACCAAUGAAUGGAGAAUGGGCUAUACCCUGCCUGAAUAUCAAAACAGAGGCAUUGCAAAGCAGAUGAUGAGUGCUUUUAUGCAGUAUAUGCAGAAGAAUGACAUACCGUUUUUUGCCCAUGUGGAAGAGAUGAAUGAGUACGCCCACAAAGUAGGAAAGGCAAUUGGUUUUCAUUUUGCUGAUUGUGGUUGGCAUGAAUGGAAAUGUGUGCCAACUGAACUUCUCUAA
This is a messenger RNA of Sarcophilus harrisii (Tasmanian devil), 879 nucleotides long. RefSeq names its product glycine N-acyltransferase-like protein 2. Gene Ontology annotation, molecular function: glycine N-acyltransferase activity. The record is from RefSeq and is a predicted model, not a curated record. Gene Ontology annotation, cellular component: mitochondrion. NCBI's taxonomy places the organism in Eukaryota, Metazoa, Chordata, Mammalia, Dasyuromorphia, Dasyuridae. The transcript is spliced from 5 exons.